Molecule: messenger RNA, 3467 nt
Organism: Drosophila busckii
Lineage: Eukaryota; Metazoa; Arthropoda; Insecta; Diptera; Drosophilidae
Gene: Herc4
Product: probable E3 ubiquitin-protein ligase HERC4
Exons: 10
Coding region: 83-3259 (1058 amino acids)
Biological process (GO): ubiquitin-dependent protein catabolic process; protein ubiquitination
Molecular function (GO): ubiquitin protein ligase activity
Source: RefSeq, a predicted model, not a curated record
GGCGUAAUAAAAUCAAUACAAUUAAACGUCCCAGAGAUAAGACACGCAAAGAACAAAAGGCUGUAAAGCAGAGAGUGUAGUCAUGGAACUGUAUUGUUGGGGCGAUACUUCGCACGGCCAACUAGGAUUAGGCGGCAUUGAAGAUGAGCAGAUACUGACGCCCAGCCCAAUACCGUGGAAGCCAGAUUCGGCGGUGCAGCAGAUUGCUUGUGGUCACAGGCAUACGCUUUUUCUAACGGACAGCGGCAAAGUGUAUGCUUGUGGCAGCAACGAUCAUUCGCAGCUGGGACACCAGCUACCCACCAAGCGGCCACGUAUGUCUCCAUUUCUACAGAUACCGGAACUACAGGAGCAUGGCAUUACGCAGAUUGCUUGCGGAAGUCGUCAUUCCAUGGCGCUUACCGAAUGGGGUCAGGUGCUUAGCUGGGGUGACAACGAGUGUGGUCAGCUAGGACAUGCCAGCGAGCAGGAUGUCAUAGAACUACCCAAAAUAUUGCGCUAUCUCGUCUCUAAGACAGUGGUACAAAUUGCGUGUGGCAAGAAUCAUAGCAUGGCGCUCACCUGCUGCGGCGAGCUGUAUGCUUGGGGCUCUAACAUAUAUGGUCAACUGGGCGUCAAGUCGCCCAACGAGCUGCAACAUUGCAACUUUCCCAUGCGUUUGACCACGCUCCUGGGUAUACCAGUUGCUUCUAUUGCCUGUGGAAGCAAUCACAGUUUUCUCAUCUCUAAGUCGGGAGCAGUCUUUGGCUGGGGACGGAAUAACUGCGGCCAGCUGGGACUCAAUGAUGAAGUUAAUCGGGCUUAUCCCACGCAACUAAAGACGCUGCGCACCUUAGGCGUACGCUAUGUGGCCUGUGGUGAAGAGUUUUCCGUGUUUCUCACCAACGAAGGCGGUGUUUUUACUUGUGGCGCUGGUGCAUAUGGCCAACUGGGACAUGGCUUCAGCUCUAAUGAGAUGCUACCGCGCAUGGUUAUGGAGCUAAUGGGCAGUACGAUUUCACAGGUAGCUUGUGGUAAUCGACAUACGCUGGCUUUAGUACCAUCACGAGGACGUGUGUAUGGAUUUGGUCUGGGAAGCUCUGGUCAGCUGGGAACGCGCAGCACGAAGAGCAUAAAUUCACCGCAAGUUGUCAUUGGACCUUGGGUGUCACCAAGUGGCAGCACAUUGCUGCAAAACAGCGAUGCCAAGGUGGCGGUAGUUAUACAACAGAUCUUCUCAGGCGGUGAUCAAUCCAUAGUGACCACUACGCACUAUGUGGACAAGCUGCCACCCAGCGACUGUCGCAUUUAUAAACCCAAGUCCCAAGUACUGGCGCUUUCGUCCGAACUGACGCUGCAAUGUACGCACUUCAAGCAGGACGUUCAAAGCGAUCUGGAUCUGUUGCACUCUAUGGAACUGAUAUUCAAGAGUCAAGCCUGUCUAAAUGGUUCGUUUCUGCUGGCGCAGGAUAAACACUUUUGCUGCUCCGCGCGGAACUAUGGCUUGGAUCUAGCCGCUGCACAGUUGGCUUUUGAUAAUCUGCGCAAGGUGGAGAACGAGAGCAUCAAACAGGUGAUUUGGGACAAUCUUACCAAGGAGCUUAUUGGUUCACUGGUUCCUUCGCCUGCGGAUGCAGAAAGCAUGCGCAUUUUUCUGCUGUUGCCGCUCUACCAUGAGUUUGUCAACUCCAAGCACUACAAAUCCCUGCAUGUGCCGUUUGCCAAAGCCACCGCCAAGUUGACGGAGAAUCCACGCAAGCUGCUGGAAAAGUGGUGGGCCCAAACCCCUAUAGAUUAUUUUGAGCAAAUUGUCAAUAACUUUUUGCAUGUGGUCAUCCACAUAGUUAGCUUUAAAUUGGGCAUUGAGGUCAUAAAUCAUAACGAGACGCGUCAAAAGAAGCUGCUGCCAUAUAAUAGCGAACUGGAUGAUGUGCUGCGUCUAUUGGAUCAUCUGUGCAGGGUGAACAACAAGCGUGAAGAGCGUCUCAACUAUCAGCUGUUUCACUGGCCAGAUGUUUCAGAUUAUAUUGAUGUGCAGCAGGAAUAUCUGCGAUGGAUCAUCUCUGAUACUGCCGGCGAGUUCAACAUUUGCAACUUUCCAUUCCUAUUUAAUGCGACUGCCAAGACGGCGCUGCUGCAAGCAGACCAAGCUCUCCAAAUGCAUUCCGCAAUGUCCAACGCCGUCUCCAAUGCAUUUUACAAUCUGCUCAACUAUGGGCAUGUAUCCCAGUUCAUUGUGCUAAACGUGACACGUGAUAAUAUUGUACAGGAUUCGCUACGCGAGCUUCAGCGUUAUAAUCAGAGUGAUCUCAAGAAGCCGUUGAAGAUAAAGUUUUGCGGAGAGGAAGCUGAAGAUGCGGGUGGCGUGCGUAAAGAGUUCUUUAUGCUGCUGCUUAAGGAUCUCAUUGAUCCCAAGUAUGGCAUGUUUAAGGAAUUUGAGGACACGCAUGUGCUAUGGUUUGCCGAUGUCAGCUUUGAAACUGAGAACAUGUAUUUUCUUAUUGGCGUUCUCUGUGGCCUAGCCAUAUAUAACUUUACCAUCAUCAACCUACCCUUUCCACUGGCGCUUUAUAAGAAGCUGCUCAAAAAGUCUGUGGAUCUAAGUGAUCUGCGCGAAAUGUCGCCGGCAGAGGCCAACUCUAUGCAGGCUUUGCUGGACUAUAAAGGCGAUGACUUUAAAGAAACAUUCGAUCUGAACUUUGAGAUUUCGCGUGACAUCUACGGCGAGUCGGAGACCCAACCGCUUAAGCCCAACGGCGGCAACAUCCCAGUCACUUUGGAAAAUAAACAGGAGUUUGUUGAUCUAUAUGUUGACUUUAUAUUCAACAAGUCCGUGGAACUGCACUAUCGAGCCUUUCACGAGGGCUUCAUGAAAGUCUGCUCUGGUCGUGUGCUGCAGAUUUUUCAGCCGGAGGAGCUUAUGGCCGUUGUUGUGGGCAACGAAGAGUACGACUGGCAAGCGCUGAAAGACAACUGUGAAUACAAAACCGGCUAUACGUCCGGCGACGAAACCGUGAAAUGGUUUUGGGAAGUGUUUCAUGAGUUGCCCGAAGCGGAAAAGAAAAAGUUCCUGCUCUAUUUGACGGGCAGUGAUCGCAUCCCAAUUCAAGGCAUGAAAGCCAUUAAGAUCAUUAUACAGCCCACCUCCGAUGAGCGCUUCCUGCCCGUCGCCCAUACGUGCUUUAAUUUGUUGGAUCUACCACGCUACAAGACCAAGGAGCGCCUCAGGUACAAGCUACAGCAAGCGAUACAACAAACUCAGGGCUUUAGUCUGAUCUAAUCGUGCAACGAUUUGGACUGAGGUAUUUUUUCUGAAUUUCUAAGCACGCUAAGCAUUUUCUUUGGAUUAUUCACUAAGCAUGAGCUGCAACGACUUAACGGAGAUCAAAUCAUCUGGAUUAUUGUGUUAUAGCUUUAACAAAACGUUUGUAGUAAAGUUAUAUUGUUAUAAACAUAUUUGGUGGUUCAUAAUAAAAAAUGGAAAUUUA